UCGUGACAAGUGAAAAAGGCAUGCCUUUCGCAUUCAUGGAUAAAAAACCCACUGGAGUUAAGUUGCACAGGACGCAGGGAAAGUUUUUUCCGCAGACAAAUGUUCGGCGCUCUCCAUCCGCUCCAGGACCGAGUACAUGUAGAAAUAUCUGAGAAGUGAGCUGCGGGAGGGCUGCACACCCGGAACGAGCACAAGGACACUGAAGAGGCGCUUCAUAGAGGGAAUAGAGGAAGGGGGAGAGAGAGCGCUAGAGAGAGACUGAGAUAGACAUCCUAUCUCACUCUCCCAGUUGAGAUCUUCAGCGGAUCGCGUCCAGCAUCUCGCAACUGGUAAGAAGAGGCACUUUUUUUGUUUGUUUUUUUACGCAGCGUAAAAGUGGGGAGAGUGUCUGGAAAAAAAAGUCAGGUGUGGCUGUUUGGUCGCACAGCAAGACAAUGUCUAGUAAAGCGACUUUAGCAUUACUCAUCUAUGGAAUCAUAAUGCAUUACAGCGUCAACUGCUCACCUGUGGGGCUUAGCUUCCCCAGUGUUAGACUUGACAGUGAGGUUUAUGAUGAGGAUGGAAACUCCUUCCCGUCCCUGGAUUAUGACAGAGACCAAAUGGAUGUGAGAAGCGCUCCGUCUGUCGCGGACGACGUCUACACUUUGUACUACCCACCGGAGAAAAGAACGGAAAGGCAUGCAGACGGCAUGUUUAAUAAAGCCUACAGGAAAGCGCUGGGUCAGUUAUCAGCAAGGAAAUACCUUCAUUCUCUGAUGGCAAAACGUGUAGGCGGGGGGAAAGUCCUGGACGACAGCUCAGAGCCCCUCUCCAAGCGACACUCAGACGGGAUCUUCACAGACAGCUACAGCCGCUACCGAAAGCAAAUGGCAGUCAAGAAAUACCUGGCAGCAGUCCUGGGGAAAAGCCUUGAAGACAUAGGUUUUCACCAAAUCCUACAAGACAUAGACUUUGAUGCCCUCCCGGACGGGGAUGAGUUUGAGGCUUUUUUGGGAGACUGGCUGAAACAGUUUUCUCCCGAAUUUCCGGUGAGUUUCAGGCUCUUUCCUGAGGCCGUGUCCUCGCAGGGGGGCUUCUCAUGUCCCCAUUUUUCUUCUCACCUUCAACUCUUGUGAUCCAAACACUCAAACCCCAACUUCUUCUUCUUCUUCUUCUUCCACCUCAUUUGUGCUCCUGUCUCUCGAGAGUCUCACAGAUUUGAACCUGUAGCUCCACCUGUAUCACAUGCAGCCUGAAUGUGGGGGAGGAUAAUGUGUUUACAUAUCAUUACAGACUGAUUGAUUUUAGUCGAUCUGGAUUAAACCAGAUGUAAGCCUUGUUGGUUGGCUUUAAAACAUCCAAAAUGCCACUUUUUUAAGUUAAGUUCUCGUCAAAAAUUCUAAAUCUGAGAUGAAGACCAGAGUACUUCUGAGGUUUUUCUUACCCUUUUUUCUUCUGCAGUGUUUACAAAGUAAGCUUACACCUUUGACUCAUGUAAAAGUGCCAGUCUUGUGUUUUUAUCAACUGGAUUCUGUGUUUGGAAACCUCUUAUCCUGCUGAAGGUUUUCUCACGUCUCUCUCCGCCCAUAUAAUAAGUAUCACUGACAUCUCCAGCACCAUCAGGCAAAAUUUAAGAAAAAAAAUGACAAAAAAAAAGAAAUGAUACUUGUUACAUGGUGACUUAUCCAUCAGUUUGUUCUUUGUGAGAGACAUUCCAGGCAGUUUGAACUCUUGUGUUUGAACCUUCUGGGUCUAUUGUGCUUCCCUUUUCUGUCAUGUGAACCAAUGUAAAAAAAAAAAAAAAAAAAAAAAAAACGACAGUAGAUUGCAUGAUUAAAGUAAUUGCACUAAAAGCCACCUCAUCUGUGCAGACUACUCCAACUAGAUGGUUUUGCUUGCUUCCUGACUACUACAAACAUACAUUUUCUGUCAUCUGGAUGUUGUUUUGUGCUCUUGUUCUCCUCACUUACAUUUCUACACGAGCUGUAUGUUAAACCUUGUCCUCCGCUGGAGAAUCACUCUGAAUGUACUUUACUGCUGGCAAGAAUUUCUCAGUCUAAUGUCAUGAUUUAUAGGUUCUGUUACCCAGACGAGUGGAGAUCUUUUUUUUUUUUUGUAAUUUACUGUUGAAUUGUGUUUGAAGAAAAAGCUGUGGACGAUUAAAGUGGUCAUUUUUUUAUUAUCUUUA
This is a messenger RNA of Acanthochromis polyacanthus (spiny chromis), 2167 nucleotides long. It is a transcript of the gene adcyap1a, whose product is annotated as adenylate cyclase activating polypeptide 1a. Gene Ontology annotation, cellular component: extracellular region; neuron projection; perikaryon. NCBI's taxonomy places the organism in Eukaryota, Metazoa, Chordata, Actinopteri, Pomacentridae. Gene Ontology annotation, biological process: neuropeptide signaling pathway; adenylate cyclase-activating G protein-coupled receptor signaling pathway; positive regulation of transcription by RNA polymerase II. Bases 435 to 1115 code for a protein of 226 amino acids. The record is from RefSeq and is a predicted model, not a curated record. Gene Ontology annotation, molecular function: neuropeptide hormone activity; pituitary adenylate cyclase activating polypeptide activity; peptide hormone receptor binding. The transcript has 6 exons.